AUGAAACUCUGGAACACCACCUUGGAGAGCAGUUUCUUCCUCAUUGGAAUUCUCCAGGACAGUAAGUCCCCUGGACUGGUUUGUGCCACAAUCACAUUCCUCUCCCUGGUGGCCUUGACCAGCAAUAGCCUUCUGCUCCUGUUGAUUGCCGUGGACAGGCGGCUCCAUGUACCUAUGUACUUCUUGCUCAGCCAGCUCUCCCUUAUGGAUCUGCUCUUUACAACUAUCAUUUCCCCCAAAACACUAAUUGAUUACUUACACGGACAGAGCACUAUCUCUUUUUCAGGCUGUGGAUUUCAGAUGUUCUUGCUACUAACAAUUGGAGGUGCCGAAGAUACCCUCUUGGCCUUUAUGGCAUAUGAUCGUUAUGUGGCCAUUCAAUAUCCUCUGAACUAUAUGGUCUUCAUGAGACCAAAAGUUUGCUGGUCCAUGGUGGCCACAUGUUGGCUCGUGGCAUCUUUGAAUUCCCUUGUGCAUACCAUAUACACUAUGCACUUCCCUUUCUGUAGAGCCCGGGAGAUAAGCCACAUGCUCUGUGAGAUCCCUCCAGUGCUGAAGUUGGCAUGUGCUGACACCACAAAGUACCAAUUCAUAGUGUACACAAUGGGUGUGACAUUCCUCCUCAUCCCCCUCUUUGCUAUCCUUACCUCCUAUGUACUAGUUUUGAAUGCUGUGUUUCGCAUGCCUUCAACACAGGGGAGACAGAAAGCUCUCCUUACCUGCUCAUCCCAUCUGACAGUAGUUGGGCUCUACUAUGGAGCUGCUGUGUUCAUGUAUGUCCUUCCCAGUGCCUACCACAACCCUCGGCAAGACAAUAUUCUCUCUGUGCUCUAUACUGUCAUUACUCCAACCCUGAACCCCCUGAUCUAUAGCCUAAGGAACAAGGACGUAUCAGGAGCCCUGAAGAAGGUGCUAGGAAAAGGCCCCUCAGCACCAAAAUUGUAG
Molecule: messenger RNA, 945 nt
Organism: Dromiciops gliroides (monito del monte)
Lineage: Eukaryota; Metazoa; Chordata; Mammalia; Microbiotheria; Microbiotheriidae
Product: olfactory receptor 2AG1-like
Exons: 1
Coding region: 1-945 (314 amino acids)
Biological process (GO): G protein-coupled receptor signaling pathway
Cellular component (GO): membrane
Molecular function (GO): olfactory receptor activity; G protein-coupled receptor activity
Source: RefSeq, a predicted model, not a curated record